CAUUGGACUCUGUCGUAACUUUGACUAAUACACAUGUGCGAACGCGCUUAAUUCUGCGUUUAAUCCGCUGUCCUGGAGUGGACGAUGAACUUUGCAUCUUCCCGGACAAUCUGCCUCGGUUGGAGGUGAUGCGUCGGUGGGCGGAGUCAACAGGUUCAGUGACACUAUACGGUGUGAUGGCUCACAGCACAUACUGAAUAAAACAGGAGUUUAAAUUAAGCAAAACAAAAGUGGAACUGAUCAUUUACAAAUGCACAUUCUGACUUCUGGAUUCAUUAAACAGAUUUGAAUCUUCUUAGGACAUUUCUUUUGGAAAUAAACACAACAGCUUCAAAUGACAUCAGCUUUCAUAAAACAGGAAGCAACUUCAUCAUAACUCAACCCAACAGAAAACCCCUCAGCAGCAAAGGAUAGUCACCCCUCCAAUCAUCCAUCUGGACUCACCAUUUCUAAAGACAUCAUCAACCAGCGACACAUGGAAUAAUCGUUUACACACCAAAAUGCAUCCUCCAUCUCCGCUGGAUGCCUAAUGGUGGAAUAAUUUAUCUAAAGCAUCUAUGGUGAGUGCCGUUAUGGAUUUUUCUGUGUGACCGGGCUGGACUCUAGCAGCGGCCAUGUCUGGUAAGGGUAACCCCAGCCCGCACCUCAAUAGCUUCCCCUUGGCCCACUACUCAUACUUCUUCCCGCACAUGCUGGGGGGGCUAUCUCCACCCUCACUGCCCACCCUACCCCUCAGUGGAUACAGUACGCCUUCACCAGCCACGAUCGAGACUCAGAGUACGAGUUCAGAGGAGAUCGUCCCCAGCCCUCCAUCGCCGCCCCCUCCUCCUCGUGUCUAUAAGCCCUGUUUCGUGUGUCAGGACAAGUCUUCAGGGUACCACUAUGGCGUCAGCGCCUGUGAAGGCUGCAAGGGUUUCUUCAGGAGAAGUAUUCAGAAGAACAUGGUGUACACGUGCCACAGAGAGAAGAACUGCAUCAUCAAUAAAGUGACGCGCAACCGCUGUCAGUACUGCCGCCUGCAGAAGUGUCUGGAAGUAGGAAUGUCCAAAGAAUCAGUUAGGAAUGACAGGAACAAGAAGAAGAAGGAAGAGAAGAAGCAGGAGUGCACAGAGAGGAACACACUGAGUCCAGAAACGGAGCAGAUGAUCGGCAGAGUCAGAAAAGCUCACCAAGAGACCUUCCCUUCACUCUGUCAACUCGGCAAAUACACCACAAGUAACAGUUCAGAGCAGCGGGUGUCUCUGGAUGUGGAUUUGUGGGAUAAGUUCAGCGAGCUCUCUACCAAGUGCAUCAUAAAGACAGUGGAGUUCGCCAAGCAGCUGCCGGGAUUCACCACGCUCACUAUCGCGGAUCAGAUCACGCUGCUCAAGGCUGCAUGUCUCGACAUACUGAUUCUGCGGAUCUGCACUCGCUACACACCAGAGCAGGACACCAUGACGUUCUCUGACGGUUUAACGCUCAACCGAACACAGAUGCACAACGCCGGCUUUGGUCCGCUAACAGACCUGGUGUUCGCCUUCGCCAACCAACUGCUGCCGCUUGAGAUGGACGACGCUGAGACGGGACUACUUAGUGCCAUCUGCCUGCUGUGUGGAGAUCGUCAGGAUCUGGAACAGGCUGAUAAAGUGGAUGUACUGCAGGAGCCACUGCUGGAAGCUCUGAAGAACUACGUGAGGAAGAGGAGGCCACACAAACCUCACAUGUUCCCCAAGAUGCUCAUGAAGAUCACAGACCUGAGGAGCAUCAGUGCCAAGGGAGCGGAGCGUGUGAUCACGCUGAAGAUGGAGAUUCCUGGCUCCAUGCCGCCUCUCAUCCAGGAGAUGCUGGAGAACUCUGAGGGUUUGGAGAGUUCGGCAGGCGGGGUCAGCUCACGGGCCAGCUGUAGCCCCUCCCCUUCCCCGAGCUCUGCCCAGAGCAGCCCACCCACACAGUCGCCAUGACAACCGUCAAUGCCGCCAUCCUUAUCCACUUACCGACGACUGUGUGCCCUCCCAACACGACAGCAGACACACAUACACACACACACACACUUCAUCCGAGACUAAUGGUGGUCAAUCUGGGAUUUUGAUAUCCGAGAGAUCAGACUGGGAUCGUUCUUCUCCUAGUAUCCUCCACUCCGUUACGAAAUCCCUUAGGACAAAGAGAGGAAGAGUGCUGGACGAGUAUUUGUUGCAUUUUAAAAAAAAGUGCAAGAAUUUCUGGACAAACAUAUAUGAAGAAUUAAAGGAUAUGACUUUUAUUUCUGAUUCUUAUGGCCUGGACCUUUGUUUCCGAUGGCAAGAGACUUGAGAUUUCCUACAAAUAAAAAUAUAUAUAAAUAUAGAAUGAUUGUGAACAGAAUGAAUCAUGAACUUGAUGUAAAGAUGCAGCUGUAUAUCAGUACUCGUUCUCUCUGCCUGUGAAAGGAAAAGAACGAGUGAAUUAUUGCAAACAUGUUUUUAAUGCAACAUUGAAAAGAAUAUUCAUUUACACUCACAGAAGAUAUAAAAACAGUCACAGAAAAACCAUGUGAUUGUGUCUUUCUUGCUCUUUGUGUUUCAAGUGACAAGCGAAACCCUCAAAAACUCCAUUAUCUCAUGUUUUCACACUGUGUUUUUGGCUCAGUAUUUGACAAAUCAUACAGAAAACAGUUGGGUUGUGCUUCAACACCCCGCAAAUUGUCUUGCAGUUUUCAUUCCAGUUUUGCCGUAUUUUCAAUUGAAAUGGAAAGUUUCGAACAUGCAUCCUUGAGUUUAGGUCACAGUCAUGAAACAUGUUGCUCUACAUUGUGAGCUGGUACAGGUGGUAUAAGAGGGAGGAACAGUCACAUUUUAUUGGAUAAAAACACCUCUGAGUCUGAAGAUGAGUCGCUAUUAUUGUCAAUAUAUUUGGUCUAUUUUCCUGGGAGAGACCAUACACUUUUAUUUUCAAUGUCUGCCAAAAGUUUCUUUUCUCAAAUAUAGGAGCGUCAAAAUGAACAUGGACUAAUUGCCACAAAAGUCCAAUUUUGAU
Messenger RNA from Xyrauchen texanus (razorback sucker), 2991 nucleotides. RefSeq names its product retinoic acid receptor, alpha a (gene raraa). Gene Ontology annotation, biological process: cellular response to corticotropin-releasing hormone stimulus; retinoic acid receptor signaling pathway; regulation of transcription by RNA polymerase II. Gene Ontology annotation, molecular function: nuclear receptor activity; zinc ion binding; nuclear glucocorticoid receptor binding. The record is from RefSeq and is a predicted model, not a curated record. The transcript is spliced from 10 exons. Lineage: Eukaryota; Metazoa; Chordata; Actinopteri; Cypriniformes; Catostomidae. Bases 615 to 1940 code for a protein of 441 amino acids. Gene Ontology annotation, cellular component: nucleus; transcription regulator complex.